GAAAAAAAAAAAAAAUCAGUGUGUUGUGUUUUGAUGAUAAAUAUCUAUUCAAAAAAAUAAAUAACAAUAAGUAUGAAGUAAUUAUUAAUAAUUUAUAAAUAACGUAGAUAUUUGUAGAUUAAUAAACAUGGCAUUUAGAACAUUGAUAAACUAUGGACAAACUGGAAGAUGUAUAUUUACAAAUGUAAAUUGUCAGAGAAAUUAUUUGAAUGUAAAAAAUACAACAAGAUUUUUCAAGACAUUCAGAGAUUCAUCAAAUGGAAAUAUUAAAUCUAGAAAUUUAUUUGAUACAACAAUUCCAUCAAGUGGUAAUUAUUUGAAACCAAUUGGUUUUGCAAUUCUGUUUGCUGGUGUUACACAUGCUGGUGCAACAAUAUGGGAAUAUGAAAAAAUCAGAAAUAGAGCAUGGAAAGUGAUCAAUCGUUAUCAAGAACGACAAGUUCCUCGAACAGGAUGGCGAUUACAAGCUGAAACUUGGUGGCGUAGUUUAACAGAAGGACAACGUAUAUUUGUACCAAUAUGUUUUUUAAAUAUUCUUGUUUUUGGUGCUUGGAGGAUACCAGCUUUACAAUCAACAAUGUUACGUUAUUUUGUUGCAAGUCCUGGUUCUCGCUCAGUUUGUUUACCAAUGAUUUAUUCAACAUUUUCACAUUCUUCAUUGGUACAUUUAGGUUUAAAUAUGUAUGUUUUACAAAGUUUUAUAACUCCAGCUGUUCAAACACUUGGAAAAGAACAAUUUGUUGCACUUUACUUAACAAGUGGUAUGAUGGCUAGUUUAUUAAGUCAUUUACAUAAAGUUGCAUUUAAGAUGCCUUCUCGUUCACUUGGUGCUUCUGGUGCUAUAAUGGGAAUUGUUGGAUUUAUAUGUUUAACUUAUCCUGAUGUACAACUUGGAGUUGCAUUUUUACCAAUGAUUACAUUUUCAGCUGCUAAUGCUCUUAAAGGCUUAAUUGCCAUGGAUACAAUUGGCUGUGUAUUUCGUAUGAAAUUAAUUGAUCAUGCUGCACAUUUGGGUGGUGUAUUUUGGGGAAUGUUUUGGCAAAUGUGGGGAAAUUCACAUAUUUGGGGAGGACGUGAACCAUUAUUAAAUUUAUGGCAUCGUUAUCGUAAACCACCACAAAAAGAAGAUUAAAUUUUUCAUAUUUUUUUUUUUUUAUUUUUCAUCUUACACAUAUAUAAGGUUUAAAAUAUGGUCAAUUUGUUAAUGACAAUAUAGACCAAAAUAAAUAUAAGAAAAUAAUAAUAAAAGUAUAUUUAUUUAUUAAAAAAAAACAUCAAAAUUAUUAUUUAUUUUUUAUUUUUAAUAUAUUUAAUAUGAUGUUUAAUAUGAUCUUUAAUAAAUGUAGAGAUAAAAAAAUAA
This is a messenger RNA of Aphidius gifuensis, 1360 nucleotides long. It is a transcript of the gene rho-7, whose product is annotated as presenilins-associated rhomboid-like protein, mitochondrial. The transcript is spliced from 8 exons. Bases 128 to 1132 code for a protein of 334 amino acids. Gene Ontology annotation, molecular function: serine-type endopeptidase activity. The record is from RefSeq and is a predicted model, not a curated record. Gene Ontology annotation, cellular component: membrane. Lineage: Eukaryota; Metazoa; Arthropoda; Insecta; Hymenoptera; Braconidae.